Messenger RNA from Musa acuminata subsp. malaccensis (wild Malaysian banana), 1800 nucleotides. RefSeq names its product protein BREVIS RADIX. The record is from RefSeq and is a predicted model, not a curated record. Lineage: Eukaryota; Viridiplantae; Streptophyta; Magnoliopsida; Zingiberales; Musaceae.
AUGGGUAACAGCCACGACGGAAACAGACGACUCGCCCUCCCUUCUUCUUCUUCGAGUCGAACCAGAAGCCCACCACCAUCUGGCGGCGGUCUCGCGGUGAUUUCUCCCUUCUUGCUGGAAUUGAGAAGCUGGAGAGGGUGGUGAUCGCUUUUCCUUGUCGGGAACGAUCACGGGAAGCAUCGUGGUUGAGUUCUUGGAGCGAAUAUGAGCUGAUUUUGGAAGAAAAACCGGAGGUGUCUUCUUUCGAUUGUCGUCAGAUUGCAGAUUGCCGGCAGGAAAGGAAAGCGGAACAGCAGCAGAAACACGGAUUUAAAACGUGGUCAGGGGAAAAGCGAGGGACGGAAAAAUGAGAGACACACGAAAGGCAUUGAUGGUGUGGUAGGAUCGGAAAGGACGACGACGACGGCGCACGGACGAGAUGCUGGCCUGCAUCGCCUGCUCCAAGCACGAUCUGGAAGAUGGCGGAGAGGAUACCGCGCGUGCGGCGACCACCCCGAGCGGCAAAGAGGCCGUCAAAAGCCUCACCUCUCAGAUAAAGGACAUGGUGUUGAAGUUUUCUGGAUCGCAUCGUCAGUGCAAAGGCGGAAGCUCGUCGUUCAGAAGCAAGAGCGUCCGGCAUCAGCCGCACGGCUCCUACAACAUCGACGACGCAGGCUCCGACAUCGGGGGCCGCUACGGUCAGCUGCACGCCGCGAGCUCGAACUCGACUCCCGCAUGGGACUUCAUGAGCGUCAAUGAGGAGGCGAGGUGCAGAGCCAAGUGGGCUCCCGGUCCCGGCGGCGGGAUGGUGGCGUCGGAGGACGUGGUGCUGGAAGACGACAACGAUCCCAAGGAGUGGAUGGCCCAGGUGGAACCCGGGGUCCACAUAACCUUCGUCUCGCUCCCUGGUGGGGCUGGCAACGAUCUCAAGCGAAUCCGGUUCAGCCGGGAGAUGUUCAACAAGUGGCAAGCGCAGAGGUGGUGGGGAGAGAACUACGACAGGAUCAUGGAGCUGUACAACGUGCAGCGGUUCAACCGCCAGGCACUUCCUACUCCUCCCAGAUCCGACGAUGGAGGCGAGAGGGAAUCGUUCUGCUCGAGGGUCGGUUCGACUAGGGAGAGCCCCGUCGCGCCUCCCGUCGCCAAAGAACGGCUCACCACUCGGUACAACUACAGACCUCCGCCGCCGCCGCCGCCGCCGCCUCCUCCUCCUACCUCCGGAAAAAGGGUCUACUCUCCCUCGGUGCCGGAUCCCUCCGAGCACAUCCUCCCGCACUACCUUCGCUCUGCUGCUGCCGCCGCCGCCGCCGCCGGCGCCUCAUCGACUGCAGGGGCUUCCGGCAUCAAGGGGGAGACAUCUUCGGUCGAGGCGUCGCGGACCACGACCUCGUCCAGAGACGAGGCCUCCGUCUCCGUCAGCAACGCCAGCGAUAUCGAGAUAACCGAGUGGGUGGAGCAAGACGAGCCGGGUGUGUACAUCACCAUCCGCGAGCUCGCCGAUGGCACCCGGGAGCUUCGUCGAGUCCGAUUCAGCCGAGAGAGGUUCGGGGAGGUGCACGCCAAGCUGUGGUGGGAGGAGAACCGAGAAAGAAUCCAAGCCCAGUACCUCUAGAACUAACCGGUCGGGGGGAUUCCAUACCAAAACAUCAAGGAUAAGAAAGAAAACAGAAAGAAAAGCAAUUGGAGAAAGAUAUAAUAUGCCAUACCCUUUUUGGCCCAGACAAAGCAGUCGCUGCUUGUCGUUGUAAAACAUGGUGGUUUAUCCUAUCUAAUGUCAUUUCUGGUGGGUGUUUAUCUACUAAUCGUUCUGCCUUUUCUCAA